AGGUACCUAUUACAUCAUUUCUUUGGUGAAGGCUAUUCAGCACCAGUGACUUCUUCCAAUCGACCACUCCACAAAUUAUUACCUCUGGACUCCCAGCUGACACCCUGCCGGAGGCUAGAGCUACUGAGACAACUGGAAUUGUGCCCGUUCUCGUCAAGGUUUUUUCUUUCACGGAAAAAAAAGAAAAGAUGAAGUUGGGCAAAGUGGAGUUUUGCCAUUUUCUGCAGAUACUAGCUCUUUUCCUGUGUCUUUCUGGGAUGAAUCAAGCAGAGCUUUCGAGGUCCAGGUCAAAGCCCUACUUUCAAUCAGGGAGGACAAGAACCAAACGCAGCUGGGUGUGGAAUCAAUUCUUUGUCCUGGAAGAAUACAUGGGUACAGACCCACUCUAUGUAGGAAAGCUUCACUCUGAUGUUGAUAAAGGAGAUGGUUCCAUCAAAUACAUCUUGUCAGGCGAAGGGGCAAGUUCCAUUUUCAUUAUUGAUGAGAACACGGGGGAUAUUCAUGCUACAAAGAGGCUGGAUCGAGAAGAGCAGGCCUACUACACGCUCCGAGCACAAGCACUAGAUAGGCUGACUAAUAAACCCGUGGAACCAGAAUCUGAGUUCGUCAUUAAGAUUCAGGACAUCAAUGACAAUGAGCCAAAAUUUCUGGAUGGUCCUUACACUGCUGGAGUUCCUGAGAUGUCUCCUGUGGGUACCUCUGUGGUUCAAGUGACAGCCACUGAUGCAGAUGAUCCUACUUACGGCAACAGUGCUCGAGUGGUUUACAGCAUAUUGCAAGGACAACCUUACUUUUCUGUGGAGCCAAAAACAGGUGUUAUCAAAACUGCCCUUCCGAAUAUGGAUAGAGAAGCCAAGGACCAAUACCUACUCGUUAUUCAAGCAAAAGACAUGGUUGGGCAAAAUGGUGGAUUAUCAGGGACUACAUCUGUAACUGUCACCCUGACUGAUGUUAAUGACAACCCCCCCCGCUUUCCACGACGAUCAUAUCAGUAUAAUGUCCCAGAGUCUUUGCCAGUGGCUUCUGUGGUGGCCAGAAUAAAAGCUGCAGACGCAGAUGUGGGACCUAAUGCUGAAAUGGAGUAUAAGAUUGUGGAUGGUGAUGGUUUGGGAGUAUUCAAAAUUUCUGUUGACAAAGACACCCAAGAGGGAAUCAUAACAAUUCAGAAGGAGCUGGAUUUUGAAGCUAAAACAAGCUAUACCCUGAGGAUAGAAGCAGCCAAUAUGCACGUUGACCCUCGGUUCCUGAGUCUGGGACCCUUCAGUGACAUGACAACAGUGAAGAUAAUUGUAGAAGAUGUUGAUGAGCCGCCUGUGUUUACUUCACGUUUGUACUCCAUGGUGGUGUCUGAAGCAGCAAAGGUCGGCACUAUCAUUGGAACAGUAGCAGCCCAUGAUCCAGAUGCCUCAAAUAGUCCUGUCAGGUACUCAAUAGAUCGAAACACUGACCUGGAGAGGUAUUUCAAUAUUGAUGCUAAUAGUGGAGUCAUUACAACUGCCAAAUCUUUGGACAGGGAAACUAAUGCUGUUCAUAAUAUCACAGUUUUGGCUAUGGAGAGUCAGAAUCCAGCACAGAUUGGGAGAGGUUAUGUAGCCAUUACAAUCCUUGACAUCAAUGACAAUGCUCCUGAGUUUGCCAUGGAGUAUGAGACAACGGUCUGUGAAAAUGCUCAACCUGGUCAGGUGAUCCAGAAAAUCAGUGCAAUUGAUAAAGAUGACCCACCAAAUGGCCAUCAGUUUUACUUCAGUUUAACAGCAGAGGCAGCAAAUAACCACAAUUUUACACUGCAGGACAACAAAGAUAACACUGCAACGGUAUUAACCAGAAGAAAUGGAUUCCGACGACAGGAACAGUCUGUUUUCUACUUGCCAAUAUUCAUCGUGGACAGUGGAUCACCUUCGCUUAGUAGCACCAAUACCCUCACCAUCAGAGUCUGUGAUUGUGAUGCAGAUGGUAUUGCUCAGACAUGCAAUGCAGAAGCAUAUAUCUUGCCUGCAGGACUUAGCACUGGAGCCCUGAUAGCAAUAUUGGCUUGUGUCUUGACACUGCUAGUUCUCGUCUUGCUGAUUGUCACUAUGAGGCGAAGGAAAAAAGAGCCCCUCAUUUUUGAUGAAGAGAGAGAUAUCAGAGAGAACAUUGUCAGGUAUGAUGAUGAGGGUGGUGGAGAAGAAGACACCGAGGCUUUUGACAUGGCUGCCUUGAGAAACCUCAACAUUAUCCGAGACACCAAGACCAGAAGGGAUGUGACACCUGAGAUUCAGUUCCUGAGCAGACCAACUUUUAAAAGCAUCCCAGAUAACGUAAUUUUUAGGGAAUUUAUCUGGGAAAGACUAAAAGAAGCUGACGUGGACCCCUGUGCACCACCCUAUGACUCCCUGCAGACAUACGCAUUUGAGGGGAAUGGCUCGGUGGCAGAGUCACUCAGUUCUUUAGAUUCGAUCAGCUCAAACUCUGACCAGAACUAUGAUUACCUCAGUGACUGGGGCCCUCGCUUUAAAAGGCUUGCGGAUAUGUAUGGGACUGGACCAGACUGCUUAUACUCAUAGCCUUGGAACCUUUCUCUGAAAAUGCACUGAAGAAUACUAAAACAGAAAACUCAACCUUACAGAC
Molecule: messenger RNA, 2610 nt
Organism: Charadrius vociferus (killdeer)
Lineage: Eukaryota; Metazoa; Chordata; Aves; Charadriiformes; Charadriidae
Gene: CDH7
Product: cadherin 7, type 2
Exons: 11
Coding region: 189-2546 (785 amino acids)
Biological process (GO): cell-cell junction assembly; homophilic cell-cell adhesion; cell morphogenesis
Cellular component (GO): plasma membrane; adherens junction; catenin complex
Molecular function (GO): calcium ion binding; cadherin binding
Source: RefSeq, a predicted model, not a curated record